UCUUCUACAGAAUAUUCCGGAGCUCUUCCUGGUCUCCCUACUUCCUAUGCUGCUUUGCUAAGAAUUAAGAAGAGUUCAUCUUCACCCGUGUUUGGUUCAAAGACUAGACCACGAUACAGCAGUCCUUCAUUAGGAGCCCUGAGUGUUUCUUCACCAAGCUGGCGAGGGACAGCUCAACAUUAUUAUUCCCCCAUCAACCUUUAUCAUUCAUCAGAUGCUUUCAAACAAGAUGAAAGUGUGGACUAUGGGCCAGUGUUUGUGCAAGAACCAGAUGAUAUAAUUUUCCCAACUGAUUCUGAUGAAAAGAAAGUAGCACUGAAUUGUGAAGUUCGUGGCAAUCCAGUCCCCAAUUACAGAUGGCUUCGAAAUGGAACAGAAAUUGAUUUGGAAAGUGAUUAUCGCUACAGCUUGAUCGACGGGACCUUCAUUAUAAGCAAUCCAAGUGAAGCAAGAGAUUCUGGCCAUUACCAGUGUUUAGCAGCCAACACUUGGGGAAGUGUUCUUAGUAGAGAGGCCAUACUUCAGUUUGCCUAUCUGGGGAAUUUUAGUGGCCGGACGAGAAGUGCAGUCUCUGUGAGGGAAGGCCAGGGGGUUGUUCUGCUGUGCUCGCCUCCGCCUCAUUCGCCAGAGAUCAUCUAUAGCUGGGUAUUUAACGAAUUCCCUUCCUUUGUGGCGGAAGACAGUCGGCGGUUCAUUUCCCAGGAGACAGGCAACCUUUAUAUUUCUAAAGUCCAAGCAUCGGAUGUUGGCAGCUAUAUUUGUCUGGUGAAAAACACAGUGACGAAUGCCCGAGUACUUAGUCCUCCAACACCACUCACUCUACGAAAUGAUGGUGUGAUGGGAGAGUACGAGCCGAAAAUUGAGGUCCAUUUUCCUUUAACUGUUACAGCUGCUAAGGGAACAACUGUUAAGCUGGAGUGCUUUGCCCUUGGCAACCCAGUUCCAACAAUUACAUGGAUGAAGGUUAAUGGCUAUAUCCCUAGCAAGGCACGGCUGCGGAAGUCUCAGGCAGUGCUGGAAAUACCCAAUGUGCAGCUGGAUGAUGCAGGCGUAUAUGAGUGCAGAGCUGAAAACUCGCGUGGAAAAAAUUCCUUUCGUGGACAGUUACAAGUAUACACUUACCCACACUGGGUAGAAAAGCUCAAUGAUACUCAGUUGGACAGUGGGAGCCCUCUCCGCUGGGAGUGUAAGGCUACUGGGAAACCCAGGCCCACAUACCGCUGGCUGAAGAACGGAGUGCCCCUCUUAACUCAGAGUAAGGUUGAGAUGGUUAAUGGAGUACUGAUGAUCCACAGCGUGAAUCAGUCAGAUGCUGGGAUGUAUCAGUGUUUGGCUGAAAAUAAAUAUGGAGCCAUUUAUGCAAGUGCUGAGCUGAAAAUUCUAGCUUCAGCUCCCACUUUUGCACUGAAUCAGUUGAAGAAAGCAAUAAUUGUUACCAAAGGCCGGGAAGUCUUCAUAGAGUGCAAACCCCAAGGCUCUCCAAAACCAACCAUCUCUUGGAAGAAGGGAGACAAAGCAAUUAGAGAGACUAAAAGAAUAGCUAUUCUUCCAGACGGGAAUCUGCGGAUCCUAAAUGCUUCUAAAUCAGAUGAGGGAAAGUACGUUUGCCGAGGGGAAAAUGUCUUUGGUUCUGCUGAAAUCAUAGCUUCAGUAUCUGUAAAAGAACCUACAAAAAUAGAACUUACUCCUAAAAGAACAGAGUUAACAGUGGGAGAAAGCAUUGUUCUUAACUGUAAAGCAAUCCAUGAUGCUAGUUUGGAUGUCACUUUCUACUGGACACUGAAAGGACAGCCUAUCGAUUUCGAGAAAGAAGGUGGACAUUUUGAAAGCAUCAGGGCCCAAGCAUCCUCUGCAGAUUUAAUGAUCAGGAACAUCCUUCUGAUGCAUGCUGGGAGAUAUGGCUGCAGGGUACAGACCACAGCAGACAGUGUGUCAGAUGAGGCAGAACUUCUUGUUAGGGGUCCCCCAGGCCCACCAGGGAUAGUGAUCGUUGAAGAGAUCACCGAAAACACAGCCACACUCUCCUGGAGUCAAGCAGCUGACAACCACAGCCCGAUCUCCUCCUACAAUCUGCAGGCUCGCAGCCCAUUCUCCCUGGGCUGGCAAACAGUGAAAACAGUCCCAGAAAUCAUAACAGGGGACAUGGAGUCAGCCAUGGCGGUGGACUUGAACCCCUGGGUGGAAUAUGAAUUUAGAGUGGUUGCCACCAAUCCAAUUGGGACUGGAGAUCCAAGCACCCCGUCUCGAAUGAUCCGCACCAAUGAAGCAGUUCCAAAGACAGCACCCACCAACGUAAGUGGAAGAAGUGGAAGAAGGCACGAGUUAGUCAUUGCCUGGGAGCCAGUAUCUGAAGAGUUUCAGAAUGGGGAAGGCUUUGGCUAUAUUGUGGCUUUCAGGCCCAAUGGAACACGCGGGUGGAAGGAGAAAAUGGUGACAUCCUCUGAAGCUUCGAAGUUCAUUUAUCGAGAUGAAAGUGUUCCUCCUCUUACUCCCUUUGAAGUGAAAGUUGGUGUCUACAACAAUAAAGGGGAUGGACCUUUUAGUCAAAUUGUGGUCAUCUGCUCAGCUGAAGGAGAACCCAGUGCCGCUCCCACGGAUGUCAAAGCUACAAGUGUGUCCAUGUCAGAGAUUCUUAUUGCAUGGAAACAUCUGAAAGAGAGCCUAGGAAGACCACAGGGAUUUGAGGUUAGUUAUCGGAAAGACGAGGAACAAGAAGAUGCAGCAGAAACAGUCAAAACGAAGGGGAACGAGUCAUCUGUCACCCUGACAGGACUGGAAGGAAACACAUUAUAUCACUUCACAGUGAGGGCCUAUAACGGAGCUGGGUAUGGGCCAGCGAGCGGCGAAGCGAGCGCAACCACCAAGAAACCCCCCCCUAGUCAAGCACCUGCCAACCUCAGAUGGGAGCAGCAAGGCUCUGAGCUUUCUCUGGGCUGGGAACCUGUCAGACCAUUAGCCAACGAAUCUGAAGUCAUGGGCUACAAGGUUUUUUAUAGGCAAGAGGGCCACAGCAACAGUCAAGUUAUUGAAACACAGAAACCUCAAGCGGUAGUACCUCUCCCCGAUGCUGGAGUCUACAUCAUUGAAGUUCGAGCAUCUAGUGAAGGAGGGGAUGGAACGGCUAGUUCCCAAAUCAGGGUACCAUCAUAUUCAGGUGGAAAAAUCACUAGUGCUCAGUCAACCCUCCAUACUCUCUCCACAUCUUCAUCAUCAGUAACGUUGCUCUUGGCAUUGAUGAUUCCUUCAACCUCUUGGUGAAAACCGCAGACUUAAUUUGCUUUACUCUGAUAAUAGUGACGAAGAGUGUACUAUAAGUGGAGACCCAGGACACUGGAAUGAGCUUUAAAAACUUGGGAUUAUACAUGAUGCACUUAUAGGAAGUUGGGGGAAAUAUUACUUAUCCAUCAGGUUUUUCUUUGUUUUUUGUCAAUGGAGAGGACAGUUCUUGGUCCAAUAAAAAUAUGCAGGUUGUAUGUAAUGAUUUUUUAAAGCAAUGGUAAUUUCUGUCUAAUGUAUUCUUUAAUUUUUUAAUAUGUGGGAAUUUGAUUUUAUAUCUGAUAACCCUACAUGUGUGCCAUCCAUUUGUUAAGUAAGUGGUUUCUAGCAGAUCUGUUUCAAACACAAAUCCAAAACUGAGAAUGAAAACUUUGGUUAAGACUCUGAAUCUACUGUUUUUCCUUUUCCCUUUGGCUUAUAUUUCAAUUGACAACAUGACAGGAGAUAUGAAAAAUACUUCAGUUGUGUGGGCCAUUAUAGGAUAAGUAUACAAAAAUUUUCUGGAAAAAUAUUGUAUGACUGCAUAGUGAAAUAGCAAAAUUUGUCAAUAUGCUAUUCUAUAUGCAUCCCUAGAGCAAGUUAUUAGGGUAGGGAAUAAGCCAUUUAUAUUAGUGCAAGAUAAAUAGACAGUGAGUCCAAAUGAAUUUAAAUGAUGUUGUUUCUCAUCAAGUUCUAUGUUAUCUAGCUGCAAAUAUAUUAAAUGUUUAUUUUUAAUAACAAAAGAGUUUAAAGUCACAAAAAAUAUGGUUACUAAGAACUGCAGACACUGACUUAUUGUGAAGGGUGCUAACUUGUAAAUGAAAUUACAACAGACACAGCUUCCUGUUUCCACACCUACUGCCAAAACAGAGGUGGAAUGAGAUCCAAGGUUUUCUUCUAAUUGAAAAUAAUUUUAAAGACAAUGAAAAAUUGUCAUGCAAAUAAUUAUGCAUACAUAUAGUCUGUAAAUUAAAAUGGUUCAAGCAUAACAAAUAAAUUUUGAUCUUUAAACAGUUCUGUGCAUCACAUACCACUUAUAAAUUAUUACCAACUGUUAAGUAAAAAGGAUCUCUAGGAUAAACUGAUUUUUUAAAUUAAACUGUGGAAACAUGGCCACAGUACAAAGUGAGCCCCAUUUGCUAUUUGGAGGCAUCAACCAAGACCCAUUUGAUCCUAGAUAGUUGUUAGAAAGUGAGGUGAACGUUUUCUGCUUGGUGAUAUUUUUACAAAAGUUCUAACCAACAUGAGAACUUGUCAGAGUUUGCAUCACACCCAAAAAGAUGCCUGAAGAGAAAUUUUUUGCAAAGUCAUACACCAAUAAACAGCCUGCAUGUUAACAGGUGAUGUUAAUCUAUACUAAUAAAAGGGUAAUAUGGUAAUUAGACCAGAUUGACCAGACAUCUUCUGGACAUCCGACAUCCUUCCGGAUAAAACUGGGGCCCGGCCCUGGGGAAGCCACCCUGGAGGCAGGGAAGCCACCCACGAUCACGGUCCCGGGUGCCUGCGACCUGGGCCGGGCAAAGCCGGCCAUGGUCCUGGGUGCCUGUGGCAGGCCAGAGGGAGGGAAGCCCGUGUCCCAGGUGCCUGCUUCCAGCCAGAGGGAGGGAAGCCCGGGUCCCAGGUGCCUGCUUCCAGCCAGAGGGAGGGAAGCCCAAGUCCCGGGUGUGGGGGCCAACGCUGAGGCGGUUAGGGGUGAUCAGGGAGGCAG
This is a messenger RNA of Myotis myotis, 4963 nucleotides long. RefSeq names its product contactin 5 (gene CNTN5). Gene Ontology annotation, biological process: brain development; cell-cell adhesion. The record is from RefSeq and is a predicted model, not a curated record. Lineage: Eukaryota; Metazoa; Chordata; Mammalia; Chiroptera; Vespertilionidae. The transcript is spliced from 22 exons. The annotation marks the transcript as partial. Gene Ontology annotation, molecular function: cell-cell adhesion mediator activity.